Messenger RNA from Ostreococcus lucimarinus CCE9901, 318 nucleotides. RefSeq lists its product with no specific name. Bases 1 to 318 code for a protein of 105 amino acids. The transcript has a single exon. Gene Ontology annotation, molecular function: nucleic acid binding. Lineage: Eukaryota; Viridiplantae; Chlorophyta; Mamiellophyceae; Mamiellales; Bathycoccaceae. The record is from RefSeq and is a predicted model, not a curated record.
AUGGAACCCAACGCCAACGGUGAACCGGUCGUGUAUCCGAAUCGCGGCGCGCGACGCGCGGCCGAGGCGCAGGCAAGGGACCGAGAAUUCAUCGAGAAGGCUCGCGCGAAGAAGCGCGGCACCGUUGUCGGCGCGGGACACGAGUACGGCGCGUUUGAAAAACAUACCACUGGGUUCGGGAGCCGCAUGCUCGCUAAGAUGGGAUUCCAAGGGCAAGGCUCAGGCGUAGGUAGAGAAGGCGAGGGCAUCGCGGAGCCCGUCACCGCGACGACUCGAGGAAAACGCGUCGGACUCGGCGCGUUCGGAGCAGAACGUUAG